Molecule: messenger RNA, 1248 nt
Organism: Zalophus californianus (California sea lion)
Lineage: Eukaryota; Metazoa; Chordata; Mammalia; Carnivora; Otariidae
Product: cyclin-A1-like
Exons: 3
Biological process (GO): mitotic cell cycle phase transition; regulation of cyclin-dependent protein serine/threonine kinase activity
Cellular component (GO): cyclin A2-CDK2 complex; cytoplasm; nucleus
Molecular function (GO): cyclin-dependent protein serine/threonine kinase regulator activity
Source: RefSeq, a predicted model, not a curated record
AUGAGGAGGCACAGCUCCAAGAGCAGAGUAGCCCUAGCUCCAGUGCCUCGAGGUCCUGAUGCCUGUCAGAUGAUAACCAGAGCCCAGCUCGGCCAGGAUCGCCCACAGAGAACAGUGCUGACUGAUAAUGGGCAGUACAGGAGGACCUGUGGUCAGGGGAUCCCAACAAUCAGGUGUUUCUCUGGAUCAGAAAAUGUCUUCCCUCCAGCUGGAAAGAAAGUGCUCUCAGUCCAGGAGCCAGCCAAGCAAGGAUUUGAUAUCUACCUGGAUGAGUCUGAGCAGAAGGACAGAGACAGCUGUACAGGGAAAGAGGAGAUGACAUUUGAGGAUGUGUAUGAGGUAGACACCAGCACACUCAAGUCAGACCUUCACUUCCUGCUGGAUUUUAACACAGUUUCCCCAGUGGUGGUAGAUUCAUCUCUCCAUUCCCAGUCUGAAGAUGCAUCAGAUUUUGGUACAGAUGUGAUAAAUGUGACUGAAUAUGCUGAAGAAAUUCAUCAGUACCUUAGAGAAGCUGAAAUAAGACAGAGGCCUGAAGCACACUGCAUGAGGAAGCAACCAGACAUCACAGAAGGCAUGUGAACUAUUCUGGUGGACUGGCUCGUUGAGGUCGGCGAAGAGUAUAAGCUUCGAACAGAGACUCUCUACCUGGCUAUCAACUUCCUGGACAGGUUUCUUUCAUGCAUGUCUAUUCUGAGAGGGAAAUUGCAGCUUGUAGGCACAGCAGCUAUUCUUCUGGCUUCGAAAUAUGAAGAAAUAUAUCCACCUGAAGUAGACGAGUUUGUCUACAUAACUGAUGAUACUUAAACAAAACGCCAACUGCUAAGAAUGGAACAUCUGAUCCUGAAAGUCCUGGCUUUCGAUCUCACAGUGCCAACCACCAACCAGUUUCUCCUUCAGUACUUAAGGAGACAAGGAGUGUGCGUCAGAACUGAGAAUCUGGCCAAGUAUGUAGCAGAACUGAGUCUUCCUGAAGCUGACCCAUUCUUGAAAUAUCUUCCUUCAUUGAUAGCUGCAGCAGCUUAUUGCCUGGCCAACUCUACUGUGAACACACACUUCUGGCCAGAAACCCUUGCUGCAUUUACAGGCUCUUCAUUAAAUGAAAUCGUGCCUUGCCUGAGCGAGCUGCAUAAAGCAUGCCUUGAUAUAGCCCAUCGAUCACAGCAAGAAAUUAGGGGGAAGUAUAAGGCUUCAAAGUACAUGCACGUGUCUCUGAUGGAACCACCUGCAGUUCUCUCUCUGCAGUAA